This is a messenger RNA of Mollisia scopiformis, 1197 nucleotides long. RefSeq lists its product as uncharacterized. The coding region runs from base 1 to 1197 and encodes 398 amino acids. The transcript has a single exon. The record is from RefSeq and is a predicted model, not a curated record. NCBI's taxonomy places the organism in Eukaryota, Fungi, Ascomycota, Leotiomycetes, Helotiales, Mollisiaceae.
AUGCCUGAUUCCGCCGGUCUCGAAAAGCCCUCUCCAGAGCUGGGCGGAUGGCUCGGCCCCGACCCUGAACCUGCGCCUGAGGCUGGCUGGCGACGCGGACCUGCCCUCCAAGUCGCAACUGCUCUCAUCGCCCUCGUCUGCUGCCAGCUCCUCAUGGGCCAAUGCCUCCUCACUCCCGCUAAUCACCUCACUGGUCUCCCUAUCGAUGGAGCGGCCGAAAAGAACAUCGGACUCGCUCUCGUGUGCGGAUUCGCCCAACUCAUCGCCGUAUUCUCCUACCUCUCUCCGUCUGCGUGGACUGACCAUGAUCAUGGCUCCGACUUCUAUAAGCCGAUACUGUGGUCUUGUGCUAUCAUAGCCGUCCUUGCUUUCUGUUCCUACGCGUUGCUUAGCCUCCCGCUUUCCUUUGGUUACGCCCCGGAUUUCGCAGCUUACUGGAUCUUCACUACAUGGCCUCUGAUUCUCCAUUUGUUUUUCUCUAGGGUUGCCUUUGUAUUGGUGGCAUUUUGGCAUUCGCCUUACAUCGAGACUGUUGACGAGGCUAUUGCUAGAGGUCAAGAUGGCCGAGAAAAACGUGUCUCUAGAGCCGGUCCAAGUUUCGCCGAGUACCCUGAUCUGAGCAGAACUGCAGCAAUCAGCCGAAAGAACCUUCGUUUCGCCAAGAGCCUCAUCACCAUGAAGCUGUUCAUCCUCUACACGACACAGGGCAUGCUUCACCACGUAUGGCUUCCCCAUUUUCUGGAUCAGGAGACGAACAAAUUCUCUUGCUUCUUCGUCGUCAUGAGCACGGUCUGUUUCCUGCUGCAGAUCGAGGUUAUGAUCUCCAUCCACGGCACUUUGCUGGUCUUCAAAAUCUUUAGCAAAGGAAGCCUCCUCUUCCACUUAGCUUACGUUACCUUCUCGAUGGCCAUCUUCUGUCAACAUCUGAUGGUCCCUACAUGGUGGAGCUGUUGGGUUGUUUCCAGCUAUGUUGCUAUUCUCAUGGUGACGAUUCUUGGGUUGAGAUUCGUCGUAUCAGAUGAUUGGGUUACAGAAUGCAGGGAUGCAAGAGUGCUUUGGGACUUGCUGAAGGCGCUUCGGGAGACUCGAGGUCGUGAUUUGGAAGGUGGAGGUGAAUAUGUGGUUCCCGGAGACGAUGCUGCAGAACGAUGGGUCAAGUUUGGGCCAGCGUGGAUGAUUAUGGGGCAGAGAACUUGA